AUGCACCCAAGUACUUCGCGUUAUCGUAGCAGAAACGGUGAUGGAACCUCCAAGAAGAAACGACGAGUUGAUGUGAAGAUGGAUAUGAUCAGUGAGUUGCCUAAUGCUCUGUUGCUUCAGAUAUUGUCCUUAAUUCCGACAACAGAUGUCGUAAGUACUUGUGUUUUGUCGAAACGAUGGAGAUCUCUAUGGAGAGAUGUGUCUAAGCUUGACUAUAGUCACCUGAAUGAUAGAAAACUGUCGCACAAAUUUGUUAAUAGGUUCCUGAUAUUACACAAGUCGCACAGGCUCGAGAGUAUGCGACUUAUAGUUGGGUCGGAUUGUGAGACUGCUGAUAUCGGAAUCUGGAUUGGUUAUGCGGUUGAACAUGGUUUGCGUGAGCUAGAACUCGACCUUUACUUGGAAAAAGAUCAACAUAUCCGAUUGUCAAGUAGCAUCUACACUUGUAAAACACUUGAGGUCUUGAAACUAAAGAACUGUGUUCGCGUAGAUGUUCCUGACUCCCAAGUUUGUUUCAAGUCCCUCAAGAUCCUAAAUCUUCAGCUUGUGCACUUCGAGGACGAGGAUUCAGUGCGUAGGCUUUUCGCAAGUUGUACUAAUCUUGAAGAAUUGGUUGUUACGCGAUAUAUGGACAAUGUGAUCAACUUCACUAUCGAAGCACCAUCUUUGAAGAGAUUAUCAAUACAUGAUCGUAGCGAUGGAGAUGGUCAAAGAGGGUAUGUGAUAAACACUCCUUCUUUGAAAUACUUGUCCAUUAAGGGACAUCAAGAUUUUGAGGUUUCUCUUGAGAAUACACCGGAGCUACGGGAGGCAAAGAUUAUUGAUAUUGAUACUGAGAAGAUUCUCCUACCUCUCGCCUCAUCAGUCACGCGUCUCUCCCUAUCUUUAUCGCCUUUAGAGAUUAGGUACGCUUAUAGUAUUGUCUUUCAUAAGCUUGUAAAUUUGGAGUUAAGUACAAGUAAAACCGAGUGGUGCAAUCUACUUGUGGUUCUGCUAUUGAAUUCUCCUAAUCUACAAGUUCUCAAGCUCAUGAGAGAUGAGUCGGGGUUAGACAACAAGGAGCGCUCACAAUUUUAUGAACCGAUCAAUGUUCCUCCUUGUUUGCUAUUCUACCUACAAAGAUUCGAGUGGAAAAAAUACAAUGGACGACGUGAAGAAGAAAAAAAAGUUGCGAUGUACAUACUAUCAAAUGCGAAACAUUUGAAAGUAGCAAAUUUCACGACGAAAAACUUUAAUUCGGAUGUGAAAUUUGAGAUGUUGAAGGAGUUAGCUCGUGAGCCUAAGGCUUCACCUUCGUGUCAGUUUUUCUUUGAGUGA
Thlaspi arvense is the source of this 1317-nucleotide messenger RNA. The record is from the annotation of a GenBank genome assembly. NCBI's taxonomy places the organism in Eukaryota, Viridiplantae, Streptophyta, Magnoliopsida, Brassicales, Brassicaceae.